UUUCUAUCCCCACCGCAAUACGCAAGUAGGAUGGCGCUCCACACGACCACCGCCCGGCUGAUCUCGGCUGCCAAGAGCGCUCGUGUUCUCCGCCAAACGUCCCGCUUGACUACGGCCACAUUACCGUCUAUCGUCCGCAGCAAGAUUAUGCCACGUGUGUUGUCGUCCCCAUUCAAGCCUCACACUGUGUCGCCCGCCGCACUAUUCGUCCGCGCGUACUCUCAACCUGCGGUAGCCCGAGGGUUGGAAAAGCCCAAGACGUCAUUGCUCCUCGAGACAAACGACGGUCCUGGAUCGCUUCAAGAAGUGCUCAAGUUCUUCUGGAAGCACGACGUAAACAUGGUGCACAUUGAGUCCCGACCAACCAAGGGACCAGCCCACGACUACGCCUUUUUCAUUGACUUUGACGGACGACCGGGUGAGCCUGCCGUGGACUUGUUGCUGGAGGACCUCAGGCGCCACUGCAGCAAGAUCAUGGUGCUCAACGACAAAAAAGUGCCGUGGUUUCCUCGCAAAAUUAACGACUUGGACAUGACGGUCAAGACGUUGAACGCUGGCGAAGAAUUGCAGUCGGACCAUCCUGGCUUUUCGGACCCCGUGUACCGCGCCCGCCGCGACCAACUGACCGAAAUUGCUGUCAACUUCCGCCAAGGCCAGUCGAUUCCUCGCAUUGACUACACCCCAGAUGAGGUCAAGACGUGGGGAGUCGUGUACGACCGCAUGGAGGACAUGUGGGCAAAGUACGCCUGCGACGAGUUCAAGUACAUUUUACCGCUCUUGGAAACCAACUGCGGGUACAGCCGCGACAACAUUCCGCAGGCCCAAGACAUUUCCGAUUUUCUUAAGGAGUGCACAGGGUUCACGUUGCGUCCCGUGGCCGGUCUGCUCUCGGCGCGCGAUUUCCUGAACGGGCUCGCGUUCCGCGUGUUCUUUUCAACCCAGUACCUUCGCCACCACUCUGUACCUUUGUACACGCCCGAACCCGACAUUUGCCAUGAAUUAAUGGGCCACGCGCCCAUGUUUGCCGACCCGGACUUUGCCGACUUUUCGCAUGAAAUCGGCUUGGCGUCGCUCGGAGCGUCGGACGAAGAAAUUGAACGCCUGGCGACGUGCUACUGGUUCUCGGUUGAAUUUGGUGUGUGCAUGCAGAACGGUGAAAAGAAGGCGUACGGUGCUGGUCUCUUGUCGAGCUUUGGCGAACUCGAAUACGCGUGCUCGCCGACUCGACCUGCCGGCGGCGAAGACGCGUUCCCCGAGUACCGCCCGUGGAACCCGUUUGAAGCUGCCAAGCAAAAGUACCCUAUCACGACGUACCAGCCCAUCUACUACGUCGCUGACAGCCUCGCGGACGCCAAAGCUCGCAUGCGCGAGUUCACGGAGGACAUGAAGAAGCCGUUCUAUGCCCGCUACAACCCGUACCAGCAGACAAUCUGUGUUGACCGUGCGGUGUCGGUCGAGUCGAAGAAGAUCUAUUAAAAGUUGACAGAGAGAUAUGCAUCACGUUGUGGCAUCUCAUCACUGCGUCACAGUAGAA
Molecule: messenger RNA, 1534 nt
Organism: Aphanomyces invadans
Lineage: Eukaryota; Oomycota; Saprolegniomycetes; Saprolegniales; Verrucalvaceae
Exons: 9
Coding region: 31-1476 (481 amino acids)
Biological process (GO): aromatic amino acid metabolic process
Molecular function (GO): oxidoreductase activity, acting on paired donors, with incorporation or reduction of molecular oxygen, reduced pteridine as one donor, and incorporation of one atom of oxygen; iron ion binding
Source: RefSeq, a predicted model, not a curated record